GGGAAGUUCCCCUCUUGUUCGUUUAAAAAUGUGAAACAAAAUGGAAUGUUUUUUUCUGUCCGCUCUUUUAUCCAAAAGACCAAAAUAUAAUUUGUCUUGUCUUUCUCAUCGCAGCCUCAGUCAAAAAUAGGACCAAAGUGCGACUGAGCACGAUAUCACGGAGGCAGUCGUGGAGCAUCUUAAGCAUGCCCCUGGACGGUCUGGCGGUGGGGGUACAGGACUUUGGUAAAUAAUUAGGGACAUCCCCACAAAUACUUAUUUUGUGUGUGUGUGUGUGUGUGUGUGUGUGUGUGUGUGUGUGUGUGUGUGUGUGUGUGUGUGUGUGUGUGUGUGUGUGUGUGUGUGUGUGUGUGUUUCUUUUUUCUUUUUACAAAUUAUUUUUAUUGUAUAUAGUUUUUUUUUUCUUUUUGCAAUCAAUUUGCUAAUUUCAUUCGUAAAAACUUAUUCAGCAAUAAGACCCCCCCCCCCCCAUCAUGUGUUUGCUCAGCCCUGCUAAAUUCUUGUACAUUUUUUUUUGUUUUGAAAUUAUUUCAUUUAAGUGUAAUUGGUAUGUUAAAAAUAAAAUGUUUAAGAUAAUAAAUGUAAAUAAUUUCUUUCCAAAAUCCUUGUUUAAGGUAUUUAUCUGCAGUACACCUUUGACCUACCACCUUUGGCUUAUUGAGGAUGUUGGCCAGUGCUUACUUUGUAAAUCUAGACAAGGUGAGAAAUUGGCAAUAGCAUGGGCAGAAACAUUUUUUAUGCACAGAACAUUGGGCUUUCAAGCUAAAGGUCACGCAAGUAACUUUAUUUUUUUGCAAGUUACAAUGUCCGACUUGAUAGUGUUAAACAAAUAGUCUCUGGGAUAGAUACUGUGUAAUUUCCAAGUAGCCUGACCCAGCAGGUUAUACCUGCUCAAAUCACCUGGAAUGAUGUAAGCGCUGCCUGUGAUCCUAGAGGACAAAGAGCUGUCAGUUAGUCUCAGGUGGAGCUGCUGCUCAGGCUCUCUCACAGAAGGACUAAAACAGGAAUGUCAUGAAGAUAACGUGAAGGUGAGAAUCCCUGGUUUUAAAUGCUUUUCCUUUUCAUUUCUGUGACACAUAUAUUUGUGCCAUGUAGACAGAGCAAAAAUGAAAUGCUAUUAUGAUUUCAGGACAUUCAAACUUUGUAAAAACAAAAUAGAUAAAUAAGAAGGUAAAAUAUUUACCUUGGCUGAAAUGUUAAACUGACAAUGCCAACAUGACUUGAUGGAUGGUUAUGGAGUUGCUUUAACUGGAUGUUUGCUUUCUAGGGGUGACAGUGUGUGGGGUGCCAAAGCCUGCCCUCUUCACAAGGAUUUUGUCUGGAUGUCUCCAUGAGCAGCACUUGGAGUCAUGACAGAGUUUUGGUUGAUUUCUGUCCCUUUGGACAAGACCAGUUUAACCAGUGUAGACAAACUGAAACGGACAAUGGCCAAAACCAACCUUGCCUCCUGCUGCAGGUUCUCCAUCCCAGAGCUGAAGGUAAGAUUAUGCGCUUCUUGUUUUUCUGAGGGGCCUGAGAGACCUAAAGUAGAGUAAAUAUUUGCAUGAGAGCUAGACACAAAACGGUUUCAUCCUUAAAACAAUGAGGAAGACAAAUGUUUGUGUAUGCUAGUUUUGUACAGUAUAGUGCAGCUGAGGAGACUGAUGGUGUUUGGUGUCCUUCUCUGGUGAAGGUGCACGGGCUCAGGUUGCUCUCUACAGUUUGAGGCAAAAUUUCCACCUGACCCAUUUCACUCAACGUGAUCCAAGCUCACCUGCUCACAUUUUAACAGCAGGCUUUUCACCCGUUGGAAAUUCUGAACAGUAAAACCGUUCACACUGAGUUAUGAAAUGUCGUAUGUCGGUGCCCUGGGUUUCAUUCUAAAAAAGUCAGUACAUGCAUAAGUGUUGUUUGUGUGACAAGAGCUCUCUGUGAUGUGAAAUCGAUGAUACAGUAACACUAACUGUGCUGUCUGUGCUGUGACCUCAGGUGGGAAUAUUGGACAGUCUACUCAGCGUGUCAGAUGAUCUUUCCAGGCUUGACACACUGACUGAGAGGUAAAAAAAAAAAAAAAAAAAUCAUGAUGAUGAAGAAAAGUGAAAACGUUGCUUGUGCUCUGUUGAAACUUUCCUGUCUUAGUGGUUAGUUUGUGUUCGUAGCUCAGGAUGCACAUCAGUCUUUAAAUAAGACUUGCAGCUCUGAGCUUGUCUGCAGUCUGCACCAUGAUUAAUUGAUGGUCAGGAGUCACUGAUGGGUUGUUUUCACUCCUAAUUUUAAAUUUAUUGUUGGUAUAUUUGAGCUGGAGAGCUUUAAGAGGGGACUUUUGAGCAUAUUUGCAACAUGAUUUCCAAACGUGGAUAAACCUCAAAGACCUCCCCUCGUAUUUCGUCUUUUUAUUUUUUUAAUUUUGAUAAACUGCUGUCUGAAUCUGUCUUCAGCUAUAGGCUUGCACCUAAAUGGAUCAACUUGUUCAACAUUAAUAGUUUAUUGUAGGCAUUGUCAGUAUCAGCGUUGCAUGAGUUUGAAGAAAUUGUUUGAAAUGUAUGGCGUCAAAUAUGUGAAAAUUCAGAUUUUUUUUUUUCUUCUUGUUAUCCGGUCAGUGUGAUUAAAAAAACUCAUCAGUGUUUAAGGGAGGUGAUGGAGCAGUCAGAUGACAAAGUGCUGGAAAAUGCCUUAGCCAAUGGAGGUGAGUCACACACACACACACACACACACACACACACACACACACACACACACACACACACACACACACACACGCACACACACACACACACACACAGACGCUGAGGGUGUUAAUUACAGCGUAUAGAAACUCAUUCAGUAAGUGCACAGAAGCCUUAAGCUACAUUGAAAUGCUAAUGCACUAAGCACUACUGAAAGACAGCUCCGUAUGCAUGUGUACACACCAACAUCCGCUCCCAAAACACUUAACCCUUUACUUGUAUUAGCCUCCCAGGAAAGAUCAACUCAAACGACGCUAACCCAACUUCUCCUUCUCUGAUGACUCUCUAUCAGACCACAGCAUGACUCAGAGAGCCGUCCUGUCCCCCCUGAAAGCUUACCUCAAGUCUCUGAGGGGUAUUUCAUCCGCUGAAGUUUGCUCUUUGAGCUGCUGUGUGAUUCCUUACAUGAGGCAUGCAUGGUUUUCUGGCAAGGCUGCACCUAUAAUCAAAGUGUAAUCACAAAUUUACUUCAGCACAGUGUAAUAUCCCUAUGAAACCACGUGAUAUGCAACUUUUUUUAUUUUUUUUUUAUAAUGAUGAUGUUUGUAAUAAACUAGCAACCAAGCUGCCAAAACUUUAGUGUAAUAAAUACAGAGCAACAUUUUUGAUGAAGGGAAAUCAGCAAUGUAAACUUCAUGGUAAAAGUUAAAGAUAAAUUUUGUCACAAACUUGUUUUCACUAGAAAAAAAAUAAAAUAAUUUACUGUAAGCCUAACAACAAAUAACCUAAUUUCAGUCAUAACAUAACUUUGACAUAACAUAAACUUUACAGAAUUUUUCUGUAGGUCAUACAAUCGACGGUACAUUUCUGUAAUGUUGUAAUGAAUGCAAAAGAUGCAGCAUUUGCAAGUAAUUAUUUUACAGUAUUCUUCCAUUUUUAAACAGUAUCAGUGUUUUUAACAGUAAAUUAAUGUGGUUUUUUUUACAGCCAAAAGAUGUCUAUUUUACUGUGACAAAAAAACUCCUCUAACUUGUUUUUUCUUUUUUUCUUCAUUUACAGUCUUUUAUUGACGGGGUAUAAAGUUUUUUUUUACCGUUGAAUCUACAGACAGUUAUUUUCUGCGCAAAAUAGUCAUACUCAGAUAUAACAUCGUGAUUUUGAUUUUUAAUGUGAAAUACAAAUUGUAAUGCAAAAAAAAUGUAUAUAUAUAUAAAGAACAUGUUGAAUUAACCGUUAAAUAAUAUGGGUGCAGCACCAGAUGUCAAUCUUAUUGUGGUAUGGUUGUGUGUAUGUGUUUGUGUUUUUUAUUUUUAUUCCUCACUUAAACUAUGAACUUCUAUCUGUUUUCUGAUUUUUUGAUUUUUUUUUAGUGGAUCUUAUGAGCUACAUGACCAAGUUUCAAUGGGACAAAGCCAAGUACCCCACAGCCCUGCCUCUGUCCAGCCUGGCAGAUAUCAUCAAUAAGGUACAGACAUGUUCAUAUCAAAUUUAUGAAUUUUUGAAUAUUCACAUUUGAUUGUGAUAUUGUUGCCUUUAGAGCUACACACUGCAGUACAGGGAAAUAUAUACAAAUAGACAAACAAUUAUAAAAAGCCAGCUGCAGUCACAGAAAACACAACAGAACACUGUUUUCCAAAUUAAAAGAAAAGUAAUUAAUAGAUAUGUGAUCAAGGUGAUCUUUUAUCUAGUUAUGAAUCAUACUUGAAGUUCCUUUAAGAAACUUUUGAUUUGCAUGUAUUUCAGUGCCCCCUUGUGGACAGAGCAGCCUUUACUUUGUCAACAUGUGAAAAAGUUUCUGUUUUCGCUAUUUAUUUUGGUAUGCGCACAUAAAGAGUAUGAAUAGAGUGUGAUUGAACAUUUAUGCUCAUGAAAUGUUUUAGCUGGUUUCAAGGUUUUCACACGCACUUCCAACAGGAAGUCUCCCAGAUGGAGACAGAGCUAAAAUCCCGAGCUGUGGUUUACAACAAUGCAAAAAUGAGCCUGCAGAGCUUUGAGCACAAAAUAAAGUGAGUAAUCUCAGAUUGAGGCAAAUUACAUCUUCAUGAUUGUAUCCACUGUGAAAUAAAGAUCUGGAGGGUCUGUCUUUGCAGCGGGAGUUUACAAACUCGCAGUCUGAGUGAUGUAGUAAAGAAAGAAGACCUAGUGGUGUCAGAGUAUCUCACUACUCUACUGGUCAUGGUCAGCAGGUCAGUUACACAUACACACUGACCGCUUUUCUUACUUUAUUACAUCAAACAAGUUUGUGAUAAAAAUUAUCUGUGAAUGUUUAUUGUUGAUCAGAGGAAGCUACCUGCAGUGGGAGAGGACUUAUGAAUCUCUGUCACAGUUUGUGGUUCCUCGCUCCAGCAGGUGAGCUCUCUUUAAGCACUAUCUGGGCUGUAAGUGAAGACACUCCACCUGAUCAGGGUGCAAGUGCACCUAGAGUCCUGUUCUCAGCAUCCAAAAGGUCAGGCUCAGCGACAACAGGUGUUUUGUUACCAGCAGAAAGUAAGAGUACAUGUAUCCUGGCUUAGCAGGACAGAGGCACAUUUGAAACAUCUGAAAGCUUCAUGUUGUCAUGCCAAAACUUGCAGCAUGCAUAAGCAGGAAAAUAUAAGGAGAGUACCAUGAUAGCUGCAGUCUUGGGCCAACAGACUUGGUCUCCAUAAUUCUAACUGUAUCUGACUGCACUUUUUUUUGCCUGAAAACGCAAGAAACUGAUGCAGUAGGGCAGUUUUGCUGCAUUUAAGACCACCACAGCAGAACCAAAUUAAAGAAAAAUAGAUAACGAUUGCAAUAUGGACGCUUGAUGUAUCUAUUUUGGUGCCCAAAACUACUGUGGGAUGCCAAAUGGUGCCGAAUCAGCUUCAGUUGACAUUGUACAGUCAACAGAAAACAGGGAGAUAUACUUUUGACGGAAAACAUAACUUGUGCACAUACAGGACAAAAAAGCCACAGAUAUGAUGUAUCACUUUGUCCACAGGGGGCGCCAAACCUGGCACAUACUAACAGUCCCCUGUCAGAGCUUUAAUGAUAUUGAAUAUAAAAUAUAUCAACUUUUCUUUCUUUCAAAAAGUUUGAUAAAAAAAACAAAAGUUUUAUAAGUGUUGUCAGACGACCUUGCGCAUGUUUGACAGUCUUAUCUCAAGGAUUGUGGGCUGUAAAGUUUGCAAUCACUUCCCGUAUCUAAACUCAAUACGACCAAAGUGCUUUCUUGUUUCACUUCUUAUUUUUAUGCUUGUUGCUUAAACUUUCAUUUGUAUGAUACCCUCAGGAAGCUGUACGAGGACAAGGAGGGAGGCAUUUUCUCUGUCACACUCUUCAAAAGAGCAGUGUGUGAAUUCAAAGCCAAAGCCCAGGAGAGCAAGUAAGCAGGAUGGAUUGACAGAGAGUUCUCUAUCAAUUCAAAGCUGUGUUAUCUGUGUCAGAUUGACCAAAGUGUAGCCUCUGAUCCACACAGGUUCAGCGUGCGCGAGUACAGCUUUGAUUUGGAGGAGAGGAAGCAGCAGGAGAUGAAGCAGCUCAGCAUUCACAAGAAGGAACAAUAUGUGAGUCAAACCUGGUGUGCUGUCUGAGUAUUUAACCAAAUCCAAGAAAUAAUGAGGUAAAUCUGUAACAGAGUCACAUAAAUAUGUAGACUAAAAAGACAAAUUAAUGAAGUGAUCACAUUUAUACCCCAAAAGUAUGCAAAAGAGCAAAGGUUGGCUUUAUCUAAGAUGCCGAACAAAAAGGAACCUGGACGAGACUGUACUCUAUUUACAAAGACUUGAUGUAAAGAUGGGAUCAGACUGAGCCCAAUCUUGUAAGAUCAGACCCACUCCUAUCCCAUCUUCAACCACAUGAGUGAAACACUUUACAACAUUUAUGAAGCUACAGUGGAGAGGAAGAACUUCCUUUAACAGGCAGAAACCUCGAGCAGAACCAGACUGAUGUUAGACAGUCAUCUGCUGAGACUGAGCUGGAGCUUAAGAGAGGGGAAAGAGGAAGAUGGAAAGCAGUUAGGCAUAUGUCUGCAGCAGUAAUCCAGAGGAACCUGUGACAUGAUGGAGCACAGGGACUUUCAGAAAAGACUGAGAACUAGAGACUCUGAUGGGACAUGAUGAUUCAAAGUUCAUGAUACAGGCAGAUAAAGGAGGGAAAGCUGCUGAAUGUGCCAAUACUCCUGGGAGUCUAUGCCACAACUAUGAGCUGGCCUAGAGGGAGGCGAAGUGUUUGACCUUUGCUGCAGCAAGUCAUUUGGGAAUAUUUUUUGAGUCAAAUGCUGAUUUUUGUUAACUAUCUUUGUCUCAUAUUACCAAUUCUGCAAGAAAGAGCGGCAUUUGUCUUCAUUCUGUCUACAGUCUUAUGAUUCUUUGACCCAAAGUCAGCAAAUAGAGACUUUACUCUUUUUAUACAUCUUGGGCUGGUGACAGCAAAUUAUAUCUUUAAAUCAGAAGCAUUGGAACCAAACAACAAUGCCAUCAGCAUACCUUUUUUUUUUUUACACCAGUGUGUACAGAGACUAUACAGUAUUAGACUCCUACCUCAGCCCUCUGCUUUGUGCCUUACCCAGUUCCUGGGGAGUUUGUUUAGAUAUGUGUUAGUGCUGAGGUGUUUUACAUCAUGUCUCCUCUACAGGGGAUCUUUGUACGCUGGCUGAAGGUGAAUUUCAGUGAGGUCUUCGUCGCCUGGAUUCACUUAAAAGCUUUGAGGGUGUUUGUGGAAUCAGUCCUCAGGUUAGAGAUUCAAACAUGACGAUUUCUUUUGUCAUUAACACAAAAUACUGUAACUAUGAGAAAAGUACUCAUCAUGAUGUAUUCAUCAGGUAUGGGUUGCCUGUGAACUAUCAGGCCCUCCUGCUGCAGGUGGACAGGAAACGGUCAAAAAAACUGAGAGAUGUUCUCUCUUCACUGUUCAUGCAUCUGGACCCCACCGCCCCUGCUGGCAAGACAGAGGUAUUAUUGAAGCUUCAUGUUUCAUCUCUUGGUCUUUUUACACCUUCUCUAAAAUGCAAAAUCAUUAGAAAACAUUUUUACACACACUUCUACGCUUCAGUGAUCCCUCUGUUGUCAUGGUACUUGAACCUAUAAGAGAGACGGUCAAUAUUGCAUCAGGAUUAAAACGAAAAACCAUGUGCCGUGGUUGGAUAAAAAUCCAACCCUCUGCUGACUGACUAAUGCCUUUGACUGAAUUUGUCACUGUCACAACCAGGGCGCCGUUUAUAGCAUUGUUAAGUGCAAACCAACAAAAUCCUUAGCAGGGGCUGCAGCCAUGUGCCACUAAACAACACGAACUCAGAAAUGAGGAACUUUUUUUUUUUUUUUAUUAAUUAUCCCAUCUAAACAAAGUUGACAGACUGGUUUAAAGUCAAUGCAGUCAGUGUUUUUCCCAAACUCACAAAGCUGGUACAUCAGUAUCUUUGCAUACCAGAGAAGAACUUGAUUAAUCCCCGAAGCGAUACAUUUUUUGUGUCAAAUGAUUAUUUUUGUAAACUAUCUAUGUGUUAUAUCACCACGCAGUAUCAUAACUUUGAGAAUCAAUCCAGUACAAUUCAGUACAUCCCCACACACUACUACGAAUUUUAUCAAUUGAGUUGCUGUGGAAACUUAAAAUUAUUUUUUCUUAACAGGUAAAUGACAGUUUACAGUUAUUUUUCCUCAUAAAUCAAUCGAGAAAGUUGCUCAAGUUUUGCAGUCUUGGGGGCCCAGUAGUCAAGGUGCAUACCCUUUAUACAGGCAGCCUGAUUUCUUUGCCUGUUUCCUGCUUCGUCAACAUUCCUGUUUUCUCUAGUAAAGACCCCCAAAAGCCUCAAAAUGAAUUAAAAAAGGCAUUUUUAAAAGAGAAUUUAAGAGCGGUGGAAACAGCUUGAUACUAGACUCUUAACUGUCCCUGGUGAAUGGUUUAUACUGAUAAGUGCUCGACAUAACAGCUCCUGCCAUCAGUGUAUGAACGUGGUGUGAAUGGGUGAAUGGUGUUUGUAGUGUAAAGCUCUUUGAGUGGCAAAGGGUCCAGAGAAAACACAGUAUAGACACAGUCUACUCAUCAUUUAUUGGCUGCUUUUAGUACAAAUGGGUUUGUUUUAUGACAGAUUGUUCUAGCGCGAUCUCAUGGCUUGUUUGAUUUAUUGCGUGUUUUAAUAGUUUAGAUCCAACCAAAGCCAAUACAGCAAACAAAGUCUCCAAUUAAAGCAGCAGUGGACCAACAGCAGCGCCUUUAUUUCAAAGGUCAAAGGUCAAAUCUUACUUUUAUUGUACCCUCAGGUAAAUUUUGUUUACAGUGAAUCACAUGUAUGUCAGUAGACGAACACACAGCACAGAACAUACAUAUAAAGUGACAACAGUGCUCGGGGGUAAGAGAUUAAAAUUCAUCAAAUAAUCAAAUCAGGCCAAAUAAAACUCAGUAAAACCAAAUAAAAACCAAAAUGAAACCCAACUGCUCUCAAGGUUUCUUCCCCUUGUUAAUGUGCCUGAUGGCUGAUGGAAUAAAACCUUUUUUGUACAGCUUGGUUUUACAGGCUGGUAACUUGAGUCUCCUGCAUGAUGGGAGCUGCUGAAACUCAGCUAUUUGGUGGUAAAGACAGAUGACUGUUUUUUGUCAAGCCCGACUGCUGUUUUACAAGAAGGUCCACCUCUACAGGGAUUUUAGCAAAUACUUUUAAGAAUAUUCACGUCAGUGUCUGAACACACAUGCUGCUUUUUAAAAAUGACAUCUGACUCUUGCAAAUCCCUCCCUGCACUUGGCAGUCCACAGUGAGACAGAUGAGACUGCAGGCUACCAUGCAUUAUGCAAAUAAACCUCAGGUGAAUAAGACUCUUCUGCACAAAAUAACAACCUGCCAGUUAGAAUAAGUUCAUUUGAAUGCUGCACAAAAGAGAAAAACACACAUGCAGGGCAUAGAUUGUUUUCACUGAUGCCACACUGCUGUUUGUGUUUUUUCUGUCCGUCUCCACCUGAUAGGUGAGCUUUGACAUCCCAGGACUGUGUCAGCAGGAGUACUCCUCUGUCAUCUGCUUCAAUAUCAACACCAACCUGCUGGAGAUCAGCUAGCAGAGAGAGGUCGCACACAAUGACCAAAAGAAUGAGGGGACUGAUACUCCUGCUCGAACAGUUCCAGUACAGUCAGAAGUGGGAACAUUAGGACCCUCGACAAGUGGAGAAUUUAUCCAAAAAUAUCUCGGUUUCAACAUUUCUUGUGGGCCGGGUAAAAACAUGGAGCUUCCCUCGGACAGUGGUGUAAAUAAUCUGUGAAGAGUGGAUGACUUUUGGUGUUCUUUACCAAAAUAAGAGCAGUGCAUGGAGAUGUGCUGCACACUGAACUGUGGAAAUAUUUAAGAAAAAUUCUGUAAAUAUGUAAGUCAGUGUAAAGCUUAGAUGUUUAAAGUUGUUUUCCCUCCAAGUCCACAGGCCAUCCUGGAAUAAUGAAGCACAUUUCUGCUCUGUUGGAUCACAAUUUAUUUAACUGUAUAGGCUUCUCUAUGAAGGCAAUCAGAUCCCCCACGCAAUUAAAGCUACUGACACCCUGAUUUAA
Xyrichtys novacula (pearly razorfish) is the source of this 10131-nucleotide messenger RNA. The record is from the annotation of a GenBank genome assembly. Lineage: Eukaryota; Metazoa; Chordata; Actinopteri; Labriformes; Labridae.